ACGUCGCUGUCAGAGCUCCGCUAGUAGGAAACUGGCCGGCGGUAUAGCGAGGAAGGAGCUGCGAGGCUGGGGCUUACAGACUUGGAAGAGAAACGCCGCGAACCCCGGCAAUGAGGACCGGCGAAACGCCGGAGGAGACGCUGUAAGCUGCCUUUCCCUGAGUCCCCCCUUUCUGGGCUCAGAGGGAAGGGGGGAGGCAGGUGGUCGGUCCAUUGGGCGGGGCGAGGAGCGGAACGGCGGAAAGCUCGCAACAGGAGAGGUCGCGGCUCGGCAGGGCCUGCAAGUGGGGCGCCGGACUGGGAAGUGACGAGCAGCUGGGCCGCAGGUGGAGAGGAUGUGAAAUUUGCGCCGGAGCCGCAUCGACGCAGGGCAGGCGCUUAGAUUCCACAUAAGGCAGAGGACACGCUUAGCACUGAGGUGCAGGCUUUCACGUCCAGCGAACAACCAUGGAAAAGAUGUCUACUGAGGAUGAUUCCACCACCGUCCCCUUAAGUCCCAGUACUGGUCGGCCCAUUUCUUCUCAAACUUCAGACGGACCAGGAUUUCGGGAUCCGCUACCACCUCCCGUCAAACCCAAACCCAAGGAUUUGCUAAAAGAAUCCGGCUCUGCGCACAUUUCUUCCCCAGGAAUGACGGAGACUCAAGCACCCCCUCCUUUGCCCAAGUCAGCCAUUUACGGUGACCCUGCCCUCAUGUCAACCACUCAACAGCACAAGAGGCUGGGUGAGAGCCUCCCACCAGCCAGCCCACAGUCCCCGAAACCCUUAUCGCCAGCCACCUGGCUCAAAGCACUUCCAGAGGAUGUCCACCAAAACGACAUGGCGGAAAGCGCACCGUCACCGGUGCCCGAGCACAGCCUACCGUCGGCAGGACCAGUCCCCUCUUUACUUCUGGGCAUGGGCUCUGGUUCCAUGUCCAGCCUAGGACCUCCUUUGCUCCCUUUUCGAAAGCAAGUGGCCCAGGACUCCAUGAGCUACCUUGAGUCAGCCAGCAUGAUCUCAGGAACACAGGAAUCGCUCGCGGGUUUUGGGGACGACGCCAGCUCCAUGGGCUCUGAUUCCGAAGUGAAUGGGAUGACAUUCCGGAAAACAGACAAAUACGGAUUUGUGGGAGGUGCACAGUUCUCUGAGGCCUGCGAGAGGGAGCUAAAUGUGCAAGUAGCUCGGGAGCGGGAGAGGAAAUGGCUGGAGAUGUUCAAAAACUGGAACAAAUGGAUUUCACGGCGGUUCCCUAAGGUGAAGCUACGCUGUCGAAAAGGCAUUCCUUCUUCCCUCCGGUCCCUGGCGUGGCAGCUGCUUUCCAACAGCAAGGAUUUGAUGGACCAAAACCGUGGCAAGUUUGAGGAACUGGAAAGGCAGCCAGGAGACCCCAAGUGGCUAGACAUCAUUGAGAAGGACCUCCACCGGCAAUUUCCAUUUCAUGAGAUGUUCUCUGCACGUGGUGGUCACGGACAACAGGACUUGUACCGAAUCUUAAAGGCGUACACCAUUUACCGACCGGACGAGGGUUACUGCCAGGCCCAGGCUCCAGUGGCAGCAGUACUGCUCAUGCACAUGCCAGCUGAGCAAGCCUUCUGGUGUUUGGUCCAGAUCUGCGAGAAGUACUUACCGGGAUACUACAGCGCCGGCCUGGAAGCAAUCCAGCUGGAUGGAGAAAUCUUCUUCUCAUUGCUCAGAAAGGUCUCACCCAUGGCAUACCGGCACCUGAAGAAGCACAAGAUCGACCCCAUCCUGUACAUGACCGAGUGGUUCAUGUGUGUCUUUUCACGGACCUUGCCUUGGGCGUCGGUGCUGCGAAUCUGGGACAUGUUCUUCUGUGAAGGAGUGAAGAUCAUAUUUCGGGUGGGCCUCGUCCUCCUGCGCCAGGUAUUGGGCUCGGUGGACAAGCUUCGUGACUGCCAAGGGAUGGAAUCGAGGUCAAAUCAACAAAGCUAUAAGACUUACCUUCAGGCAAAACGAGUCGAACUAAAAAGCAAGGUCGAGUUGGGUCGCAAUUUUCAGCCGAUUACCAUCCUUUACCCCUGA
Polypterus senegalus (gray bichir) is the source of this 2024-nucleotide messenger RNA. Its product is annotated as TBC1 domain family member 10B-like. NCBI's taxonomy places the organism in Eukaryota, Metazoa, Chordata, Cladistia, Polypteriformes, Polypteridae. Bases 447 to 2024 code for a protein of 525 amino acids. The transcript is spliced from 10 exons. The record is from RefSeq and is a predicted model, not a curated record.